ACUGUGAGAAAACCGGUGGCAUCUAAGGGGUUAAACAGCGGCCAUCAGGAGCUCUGCUUGCUGUCAGGGGCUGGCCGGGAUGUCGCGCUCCGCCGGCCGGCCUGUGCUGCGGGUGCUCCGGCUCGGCCUGCUCUCCUUCCCCGAGGCCCUGGCGGUGCAGCGGCGCUGUGUGCGGGCGGCGGGGGCCCCGGGCCGGGACGCGCUGCUCCUGUGCGAGCACCCGGCCGUCUACACGGUGGGGAUCCGGCGGGGCCCCGGGGAGGAGGCGGAGGCGGCGCGGCUGCGGGCCCUCGGCGCGGACUUCCAGAGCACGGACCGCGGCGGCCUCAUCACCUUCCACGGCCCCGGGCAGCUGGUGUGUUACCCGGUGCUCGACCUCCGCCGCCUCCGCCGCUCCCUGCGCGGCUACGUGUCCGGCCUGGAGGGCGCCGUCAUCGGCCUGUGCCGGGGGCUGGGGCUGGAGGCGGGCCGGGCCCCGGAGACCGGAGUCUGGGUGCGGGACCGCAAGAUCUGCGCCAUCGGCGUGCACUGCUCCCGCUACAUCACCCACCACGGCCUCGCCCUCAACUGCAACACCGACCUCUCCUGGUUCCGCCAUAUUGUGCCCUGUGGGAUUGUGGGUAAGGGCGUGACCUCGCUGAGCGCGGAGCUGGGCCGGGACGUCACCGCGGAGGAGGUCAUCCCCCCGUUUUUGGAAGCUUUCCAGGAGGAAUUCGGAUGCACCGUGGAAUAUACGGACCCUGGUCACAUGACGGCGGCGACGUAGGAUUAUAACGCAUGGACUUCUGUCAUUAAAGGGGCGUCUCUGGUCUUCAGUUCUGCA
Bufo gargarizans (Asiatic toad) is the source of this 823-nucleotide messenger RNA. RefSeq names its product lipoyl(octanoyl) transferase 2 (gene LIPT2). The record is from RefSeq and is a predicted model, not a curated record. Gene Ontology annotation, biological process: protein lipoylation. The coding region runs from base 80 to 766 and encodes 228 amino acids. Gene Ontology annotation, molecular function: lipoyl(octanoyl) transferase activity. Lineage: Eukaryota; Metazoa; Chordata; Amphibia; Anura; Bufonidae. Gene Ontology annotation, cellular component: mitochondrion. The transcript has 2 exons.